GCAGUUGCUAAACAACGCGGCGCUCGGUCCGGUGGAGACGGACGCGAUCCUGCGGAGCUAUGCGGAGGGGCGGCUGGCCGGAGUUUACUCGGGCUGACGCCCUCUUGGCGGGGAAGCGUGUCGUCGGGAGACGGAAGCAGGAGCAAGAAGGGAUUGGCAAGAGCAAGCCAACCAUCCAGGCCUCCAGUAGCAGCACUCGCUGGCUUUCCGUUUUCCCCACGGACAGUGACUCGAGUAACCUCUCCAAUCCGAGCAGUCCUUGCGUGGGAAGGGAAGGACUGGAAAAUGUGGGUCCUGCUGAGACCACCCGACCGGCACAGCCUGGCAGCCGGUUCCUCAAACAGAAACCACAGAAUGGGGACGUGGAGAUCCAGCAAGCGGGGCACAAUCCUGUCACGAGGGUGGGGCUCAGUGCUGACUCCAAGGGGAGAUCAAAUGCCAUCCUCAGAAAGUUGGCACAAAUAGAGAGUAAGAUCCAGAGCCGGAAGACCAAGCAGAGCAUCGAGCAGAUACCUGUGUUGGAUAAUGAACUCUCAUUGAGUGAAUCUAAUGACGAUUUUGAAUUGAGGACAAGCGGUCUGAAGUUCCUGAAGAAGACAGCUAGGCUGAAGGAGAAUGUCAAAGCUCAGACGAAAAGUGUGACUCUUGCAGACAUAACUGGUGAUAAUGAGGAAGAUGUAGAUAGAUAUAGACAAGAAGUUUGCCCAAAAUCCCAAAGACAGGAAGAUAAAUUCAAAUUCAAACCUAACAGAAAGUUGCUACCAGAGACAUCUUCCACUUCAAGAUCUCUGCCUGAAGAAAGUCAAGUGAACGGACUUCUAUCCCAUUCUCCCUCUUCACCAAACAGGGAUACAAGAGCAAGCCAUGUAGCUUCCUGUUCCUCCUCUCCAUCUAUGAAAGACAGUCUAGCAGAUACAAUAACCCAUAACAGGAGCUCCAAUUACCAGAGGAAAUCUCUUUCUGAACGGAGUAUUGUCCGAUCCUUGGAUGAGUUGUUCUCUGAUGUGGCUGAUAUACAUAAUGAUAUUUCCAGCAACAGUGAUUUCAGAGUGAAUAUUUUGAGCCUGGAUGAACUAGAACCUUGCCAAAAAACAGAAUUAAAAGAAGAGGUAAUACAAGCAGUUGAGAAGUCAAACAAGAACUUAAGAGGAACAGUUCUGUCUCCUGCUAAUCCCCAAAGCCUCUUUAAAACCUCAGCUGUGUCCUUGGAGGAAGAGGAAAACCUGGAAGAAACUGAGAUAUCUGAGCAGCUAAGCAGCAGUUCUGCUGGAUAUUCCCCUUGCAAGGAGGAAAGCCUCAACGAUACUGAGUAUUCGGAAGAUUUUGAGCCCUCAUCAUUUUCUCCCACAUCUAAGGAAACAGGAGGAGAAUCGUCUUCUGAAAAGUCAGAUGACCUGUUGGGUGCCUCAGUUCAUUCCAUCCAAUCUAAUUUAUCUUCUCCCUGCUGCCCUUCUGUGGCACCUGAGGGCACCAAAGCCAUAAAGAAGAUAGAGGUGAAAGAAGCAGCUGUUCAGACCGGUUCCUUCUCACUUGCCUAUCAUAGGUUACAGUAUGAUGUUCCUGUUGGCCAUGCAAUACCACAAAGCUCUGCUGAAGCUCCGUGUGUUAGCAGCCAUACAUUGAACAUGGAAGUCAUAGAAGCUCUCUCAAUAUACAAUCCAUCCAUCUCUGCUUUGAAUAACAUGUUAAAACAAAACUUGCUGCUUAUUCAGCAGUCUAUAGAGAUCAAUCGACAUCUUCAUGCCUCCUUUGUUGCAUCGCUGGAAGAGGAGGAAUACCGCUAUCACACCUUGGAAGAAGCCAAAAUGUAUAUUCAACAGCACAAGCCCCUGCCUCUGACUAUGGAACAAGCCUUGCAAGAGCUGAAAGAACAAGAACAAAUGGCUUCUUAGGUUCAUUGCUCCUUUUCAGGCCCGUAAAAAAAUGGACGGCACCAGAGUUUUUAGAAAGAAGGCUACAGUAGUAGUUUCUUCAGUCAAGCACAAAGUCUUGGGAAUCACAACUUGAAAUAUGCAUUUAGCUGGAUUUUUGAAGAGAAACCUCAACAGAGAGUUUCUUUACCGCAUUUUGAUGUAAUUAUGCAAUGUACAAUUCAGUGCUGCAAAUUAAAGUCAAUCUCUAAA
Molecule: messenger RNA, 2123 nt
Organism: Crotalus tigris (Tiger rattlesnake)
Lineage: Eukaryota; Metazoa; Chordata; Lepidosauria; Squamata; Viperidae
Gene: CUNH19orf44
Product: chromosome unknown C19orf44 homolog
Exons: 8
Coding region: 60-1892 (610 amino acids)
Source: RefSeq, a predicted model, not a curated record